Molecule: messenger RNA, 4330 nt
Organism: Misgurnus anguillicaudatus (oriental weatherfish)
Lineage: Eukaryota; Metazoa; Chordata; Actinopteri; Cypriniformes; Cobitidae
Source: RefSeq, a predicted model, not a curated record
UUAUUGGUGAAUCUGUAACGGAUUAGGAAAUAGGGGUUCGCUUGGUGUACACGAAUAUGAAGAAGCACGAGAAACGUAAACGACGGCUAAACUGUUAUUGUUUUUGCAUUUUAUAGACAUUUAAUUUCUUUGUAAACAAUAUUCCAGAUAUUCAACCUCGGUUAUGUAUCGAAGUUUGCGCCUGCCACAGCAUUAGGCUCUGAGAACUGUGUGUUUGUGUUUGUUUAGCUGGGCUAGCUGUGUAGGCUGACACUGAGUUAACAGUCGUAUUGAGCUGCUAGCUGUUAAUAUAAGUUUGUCUGAUUAGGGGUAACAAAUUAUGGAUAUAUUAUUCUGUUAUAAUAUGUUUUGAGUGUUAGUUUAUGGUUACGCGGCUUACUGGUCGGAGCUAGUGGUUUAUGCAGUCAGAUGCAGUUCACUUCGAUGGCUAGAUAGUUUAACAGCUGGUGUGCUGAUUUAGUAAUUUAAGUCAGAUUGUAAUAUUUUUCAACAUGAAGCCCGCUAAGAAGGCUUGUCUGGUCCUUAUUCUGGCUCUUGUUAUGACGUUGCAAGUGACAGCUGAUGUUGAGGACGAUGAUCGUCUCACAGAAGAUGGUCAGUCUCAGAAGACGGAUGAGAAUGAUGCAUCCAGGAUUGUGGCAGGACAGGUCUAUGUUUCUAAAGUUGCCCAGACUGACAGGAGCACAACAGACGCUGGUGUUGAAAUUGAGGUCGAAGGGGUUGAACAGGAAGAUCUUCCAAGUCAGCCCCCUCCAGCAGAGGAGCGUCAUAAGGAGGUUCCGGUGGUGAUUGGUGGAACUUCACCUGGGGAGCCCUGUGUCUUUCCUUUUCUGUUCCAAGAUAAAGAGUACGCAGAGUGCACUGCAGAAGGCAGAAAAGAUGGGAGGCUAUGGUGUGCCACAACCUAUAACUACAACACUGAUAAGAAAUGGGGCUUCUGUGAAACGGAGGAGCAGGCUAAGCAGAGGAAGUUAAUGGAAGAGGUUGAAGAACAGUACCAGGCCACAAUUAAGAUGCUAAACGGCACCAACAGAAAAAGCCAGAAGAAGGAGUUGUAUGACAAACUUUUGAAGAUUGCAGAUAGAGGUCAUGUCAAGGCAAUGGAGAAGGUGGCAUAUGCCAUGCUGUUUGGAGACUAUUUACCUCAGAACGUUCCUCAAGCAAAAGAGAUCUUUGAUAAACUGGCACUAGAGGGCUCGCCUAAAGCCCAGACGGCCCUUGGUUUCCUAUAUGCUGCAGGAUUAGGUGUGAACUCUAGUCAAGCAAAGGCAUUGGUGUAUUACACCUUUGGAGCUUUGGGUGGAAACCUAUUAGCGCACAUGAUUCUGGGCUACCGAUAUUGGGGAGGUGUUGGGGUUCCUCAGAGCUGUGAAUCUGCUCUCACUCACUAUAGACUGGUGGCCAAUCACGUGGCCAGCGACGUGUCCCUGACAGGGGGCAGUGCAGUACAGCGGAUCCAUCUGUUAGAUGAAGUGGAAAAUCCUGGUUCUAGUAGUGGAAUGCUAGAGGAGGAUUUAAUCCAGUAUUAUCAGUUCUUGGCUGAGAAAGGAGAUGUGCAGGCCCAGGUGGGUCUGGGACAGUUGCAUUUGCAUGGAGGUAGAGGUGUAGAACAGAAUGAUCAGCGAGCAUAUGAAUACUUCAACCAAGCAGCAAAUGCAGGGAACACGCAUGCAAUGGCCUUCCUUGGAAAGAUGUACUCUGAAGGCAGUAGUUUUGUGACUCAAAACAACGAUACCGCUCUUCAUUAUUUCAAAAAGGCUGCAGACUUGGGUAACCCAGUCGGCCAGAGUGGCCUUGGAAUGGCUUACCUGUAUGGAAGGGGUGUUCCUGUGAACUAUGAUCUGGCACUGAAGUAUUUUCAGAAAGCUGCAGAGCAGGGCUGGGUGGAUGGGCAACUACAGCUGGGAACAAUGUACUACAAUGGAAUCGGUGUGAAGCGAGAUUAUAAGCAGGCCCUUAAAUUUUUUAACUUGGCAUCUCAAGCGGGUCACAUCCUGGCCUUCUAUAAUUUAGCCCAGAUGCAUGCCACAGGCACUGGGGUCAUGCGCUCCUGCCACACCGCAGUGGAGCUCUUCAAAAACGUAUGCGAGCGGGGCCGCUGGUCUGAGAGACUCAUGGCGGCGUAUGGAAGCUUUAAGGAAGGCGACAUAGAUUCUGCUUUGAUACAGUAUCUUCUGCUGGCCGAACAGGGCUAUGAGGUCGCACAGAGCAAUGUUGCCUUCAUUCUGGACCAGAAGGGAUCACAGAUCUUCAAUGAGAAUGAAACAUACCCACGGGCUUUGCUUCAUUGGACCAGAGCUGCCGCCCAAGGCUACACAGUGGCCAGAAUCAAGCUAGGCGACUAUCAUUUCUAUGGCUACGGCACUGAUGUGGACUACGAGACUGCAGUCAUUCAUUAUCGUCUGGCCUCUGAACAGCAGCACAGUGCGCAGGCCAUGUUCAACCUGGGCUAUAUGCACGAGAAGGGGCUUGGUAUCAAACAGGACAUUCAUCUAGCUAAACGUUUCUAUGACAUGGCUGCCGAGGCCAGUCCUGAUGCCCAGGUGCCUGUGUUCCUGGCGCUGUGCAAGCUGGGCCUCGUCUAUGCAUUACAGUACAUACAUGAUCUCAAUCUGAAGGAGCUUCUAUCUGAGGUGGAUCUUGACCAGUUGCUGGGUCCGGAGUGGGAUCUCUACCUCAUGACCGUCAUUGCUCUGCUCUUGGGCACAGUUAUUGCGUAUCGACAGAGGCAACACCAAGCCGUACCCAGAGCCCCGCCGGCACCCCCUAGACCUCCAGCCCAGCCCGAGCAGCCUGGCGAAGAGCCUGAGGAACAGUGAGGGUGCAAGGAUAAGGGUGGAGGUGAUAACAAGGACUAAGAUUAAAGGUGGAGGAGACCGAGGCUCACCAGCUUCUCCUUUCCCAGGACAGCCACUAACACCUUCACCCAGCUGUGCUCUUUAAUCUUAAGGAGCUUUUUGGACCCUUGCCGCCCUGUCCAAUGCUCUUUAGUUUUUCAGUCGUGGCUUUCAAGCUUUUUGGAAAACGAGAACUUUUACGAUAACCUAAAUGUGCACCUCAGGGUUUUGCCAGGUGAAAUGACAUUUGUGCAAAUCGAUGCUCACUACGUGUGGGAGAAAAGACUAGAGUUGCUGGAUGAAUUGAAGUAGUUGUUUCUGCUUUUGCUUGCCACUGUACUAAACGCCAAGGAGAAUACCCGUUGGUUCUGUGCAGCCCAUGUAGAUUCUUUUGUUAGUAUUAUUAAGUUUGGAUCUAGUACAAAUUCUUUGAAACAUAAAGCGAGAGGUGAGCUGGGCUCUAAAUUUAAUGUCUUAAUGCUUCAUACUACCGUAAAAAGCAUGUUAUGUGCGACUAACAGAUGUAUUGGGUUUGUUAGUGUCUGUAUCGACAACAUUUGGAUACUUUUACUAGCACAUAAACAUGGAUUUGAAAUACCACUGUCAUGUAAAAUUACUUGAUAAUUUCCAUAGUGCAGUUACUUUCAAAAGUAGCACUACUGAUAAAAUUAGUUGAAAUGAAAUUUAAAGGCUUUUUAUUGUAUUCUUAAAUAUUCAUCAUGCCAAAUCUUAAACAACUACUGCCUUUAAACUCCUACAAAGUGUCUCUGUGGGUGUUUACAGAAAUGAAUCAGUGCAAUUGCGGCUGGUGUUCAGUAAGUUUCAACUUGUUAAAAAACUAAUAAGGAGCAGUUGUCCAAAUCUCGCAAAUCUAGGUUUAUAUUAGAAAAAAAGUUUCUAGUUAUUGAAAGGGUUGCUGUGUUUUACUAUAAUGCUCAACUUGUAACAACCCAUUUUUCUUUUAACUAGCUCAAGACAUUAAAUGCUCUCUGAACUGUUUUUGAUUAUUGUAUGAGGUCUGCAGCUCAAGUCAAACUCAUUCAUUUGUUUCCGGAUGUGGCUGUCAGUGUACAAAAUCUCAAAUUUUAGGAUUUAUUUCAGAGGAAAAAUAGUACAGAUGACUUUAAUUGUGAGCAUGUGUAGAAUUGUUGAUCUUCGUUGUAUUUUGACGAUGGAACACGUCUGUCGUUUCAGGUAAAAUAGCAAUAUUGCAAAGGUUGAUGUAAAAAUUUGUAAAGAAAGGAUGUGUGUGUGUGUGUGUGUGUGUAUUAGAUGAAAAGCAGAGCGUGUUUUUAAUGCGAAGAUGCAACCGAAAACAUAUCUGUUUUUUGUAAAAAACAAAACAAAAAAAACAACAACAAUCAGAUUCUUAUCUUCCAUGUUCUUCGAACCCCUUAUGUUGCAAAGAUAACACAGUAUGAGUCUUUCAAAAAUCACAAUCAGUUUUCAAAAUCGCAAUGUUUGUAAAUGGCAAAUAAAAAAAUCUGAGUUCA